Lingula anatina is the source of this 979-nucleotide messenger RNA. RefSeq lists its product as uncharacterized. The record is from RefSeq and is a predicted model, not a curated record. NCBI's taxonomy places the organism in Eukaryota, Metazoa, Brachiopoda, Lingulata, Lingulida, Lingulidae.
CAUUGGAAUCAAGGUAAACCCGUGCUAGUAGCAUUAAGCUCCUAUCAGCUGUUCCUUUAAGAAAUUCCUCGGCGUGAGCAGCAUGUCGUUGAUCAAAGCUCUCCCAUUUAUGACGUAUUCUGUCCUCCACGGCAGUUUAGCGUACAAACAACAGAUCAUCAUCUUCAGUGGACAGAACUAUUCCCCCGCCAUCGCUAUCCCCUUCCUCAUGGUGGCCUGCGGGGGGCUGUUGGACAACGUAAGACUUGCCAUGGGAGCUCUACGCGGCCCCGGGGGAGCUUCGUUACAAUUGGCUGAUUUGUGUUUCUUCCUCCAUUACGUCAUCGUGCCCUUGACCUUCACCAGUCUGGCGUAUAUCGCAGUCGGCAUGUUGCAGGGUUAUGAUUGGUUAAUGACUGGGAGCUAUCUUCUGACGGCGGCGUUUGUGGUUCAUGGACUUGUUACCUAUCACGGAAAAGUGGCAGGGAAUUAUGCCUUGUCCUUAGAAGGUGGGAUUGCAAAGUGGACAUUGGACAGGAGCAAGGUCAAGGUGACCUUUGACAUGAUCCUCCCCGUCAUGCUGAUUGGUUUAUUUGGAGUGAUUGUUGGCGCCAUUGGCUGGUGGCAGAGGGGGUGGGCGUGGCUGUUCUACUUGCAGCUCGCUGGUUUUCUGGGUCAAGCUAUGGUACCGAGCUUGAAAACUGGCGGCAUGUACCUUUCCAACUUCCUGGAGGUGGUUUUCUUGGCAAGCAUGAUGGCCACUCAAAUAUAGCCGGACUGAGGAGCUUCAAUUUGCUUUCAAAAUAAUUCUGGGUUAACUUAAGUUUGUUUUCAUAUAGAAUAUGGCGUUAAUAUGGUAUUCCCAAUGAUAAUAUAAUAAGAGUUCAAAAAUCAGAGUUCAAAAAUUAAUUACGAGAGCUACAUGUACCUAAGGUAUCAAAGAAACGUAUCACGAGAAAAUGAACCCCGUUUUAACCAAGAUGACAUUGCCUAGAUAUUU